This is a messenger RNA of Budorcas taxicolor (takin), 2310 nucleotides long. It is a transcript of the gene TERB1, whose product is annotated as telomere repeat binding bouquet formation protein 1. Lineage: Eukaryota; Metazoa; Chordata; Mammalia; Artiodactyla; Bovidae. The coding region runs from base 1 to 2310 and encodes 769 amino acids. The transcript is spliced from 18 exons. Gene Ontology annotation, biological process: homologous chromosome pairing at meiosis; meiotic attachment of telomere to nuclear envelope. The record is from RefSeq and is a predicted model, not a curated record.
AUGGAAAGUGAGGACACAAAGAAAAUACAAGAAGUGAAGACUGACCUGAACUUAUUAUUGGAGUGUCUGAAGUAUCAAAUGGACAAUGCUUUUUCACAGAAGGAAGCUUUGGUUACUAUUCAUUCAAUUUGCCAACAAAAUAGUAAUGCAGGUCUUUAUUUUCGGGAAAUUGGUGGUUUGAUGUUUGUAAAAAAUCUUGCAAAGUCAAGUGAACAUAGUAUGGUAAAAGAAGCAGCCUUAUAUACAUUAGGAGCUGUUGCAGAACAAAAUGUUUACUGUCAGCAGACUUUGUGUACUUCAGAAUUGUUUGAAGACUUAAUUUGGUUCUUAUCUAACAGUGAUUCAAACACAAAUCUGAAAAGAAUGUCUGUCUAUGUUAUUUUGGUUCUGGUUUCAAAUAACAGGACUGGACAGACACUUGUGAGAGAAACAGGUUGUAUUUCAGUUCUGUCACAGUUGUUCAAGACUGUUCUUUCAAAAUAUGAGUUGAAUUUGUCAGAUGAAAGUGCUUUGCAGAGUUAUCAGUUGUGGUCUUCAGUGUGUAGUACUCUGUGUGUCUGUGUCAACAAUCCUCAAAAUGAUGAAAAUCAAAUGGUUUGCAGCUCACUUUUUACGCAUGCUAAUGACUGGCUGAUAAAUUGUAUGAAAGCUGAGAUAAUUCGCCCUAUUUGCUCAUUUAUUGGACUCACUCUUGCAAAUAACACUUAUGUUCAGAAAUACUUUAUAUCUGUGGGUGGACUGGAUGUAUUGUCUCAAGUUCUUGUGCAACUGGAAUCUGAUUCACACAAGACUCCUUUCAGUGCUAAACUUGCAGUGGUGGUGACAAAGACAGUGGAUGCAUGCAUUGCUGAUAAUCCUACUUUUGGUGUUGUAUUAUCCAAGUACCACAUUGUUUCAAAACUUCUGGCAUUGCUGCUUCUUGACAGUCUGGAUUCAGGAGAAAAAUUUAGUGUCAUACUUACUCUUGGUCAUUGUACAGAGGAUUGUGAGGAAAAUCAGUAUGACUUUUUUAAAAACAAUGGCCUUCCACUCAUGAUACAAGCCUUAACUGAAUCUCAGAGUGAGGAACUAAACAAAGCUGCCACUUUCGUGCUUCACAACUGCAAAAAAAUUAGUGAGAAGUUAUCUCUAAGUCUAGGAGAAUAUUCUUUUGAUAAAAAUGAAGAGCAUUUAAAGGACAUAAAUAUGAAAGAGAAGAAUCUUGAAGAUUACUGGAAGAAAGCAAAGGAAAUUUUACACAGAAUAGAAGAACUUGAAACAAACGGAAAUGAGGAAAAUAUACAAGGAGAGAAUUAUAAGAAUAAUAUUUCAUCUGUGAACAUAAAUAUUCAAGAUACACUGAAACACUUCCAUGCAGAUAGCAGCGGUGGUGUUCCCAAAGCAGAGGAUAAAGAUAAAAGCCAGGCUAGAAAGCUACAUGCCUCUAAGUCCCAUAAAGUCAUGUCCAAAGCAUGUACAAAUGAUGAUCAAGUGAAGAUGGAGUUAAGAAGUGCAAAUCCAGUUAAUGCUUGUUAUAGGGAGAGUGGGCAAAAUAAGACUUUAUGUACAGCCAAUUCAAGCUGCAAACAAAACCUAUGUGAAGAAACAACUUCUGAAAAAAAGAACUUUGUUUCUCAGUCAAGAGACCAUAUUUUUAAACACCCAACUCCUAUUGCCAAAAACACAAAGCAGCAGUUACCAGUAACAGAUCCAUUUACAUUAUGUUCAGAUAUAAUAAAUAAAGAAGUCAUCAGUUUUCUAGAAACAGACAGUUGUUCCAAAAUGUUGAGGUAUAGGUGCUCAGGUUGCAUAGCAGUAGGAAAAUCCCUGAAUAGUCGAAAUUUUAGCAAGCUCUUGCACUGUUGCCCAUACCAAUGUGAUCGUCACAAAGCCAUUGUGGAAGCUGAAGACAGAUAUAAAAGUGAACUAAGGAAAUCACUUAUCUGUAACAAAAAAAUUCUGCUGACCCCACGUAGAAGACGUCAACUCAGUAGUGAAUCUACUACCCCUGGAAGAAUAAAGAAAAGAAGAAUUCGUAAAAACUUUACCAAAGAAGAAAUAAAUUACCUUUUCAAUGGAGUUAAGAAAAUGGGAAAUCACUGGAAUUUAAUUUUGUGGUCUUUCCCUUUUCAGCAAGGACGGAAGGCUGUGGACCUUGCUCACAAAUACCACAAGCUGACCAAAUGCCCCAACGCCUCCGUCCGGUGCCUCAGCCCCCGGACAGCGCAGCCGGAGCGGCCACUGGACGGAAGACCUGGAACAGGGGUGCUGUUGCGCUCUUCGGACGGCAGAGGCCGCCAGCGCGACCUCCGCCCGGGCGGCUCCCGCUAG